AUGGCCGAGGAUGGGCAGGUGGAGCACCCUGCAGAUGCGCUGGAUGCCAUGCGUGAACGCUUCCUCCUCCCAGGAGUGGCUGCCCCCUUUGGCUGGGUGACCCGGCUGCGGACAUUCGGCAAGCGAGUGCAGAACACCACCACGAGUCUAGGAGGAAGCACGGGAGGUGGUAGUGCCACGCCUGGCACUGGCCCAGCUGGCGGACAGCCCCUACAAACAAUCAGCGCGGCUGGAACUUUCUUUCAAGCACCGCAGAACUGCAAGGCCCUUCCAACCACAGGGGAGCGAUGGCUGCUGGACCGAGUCCUCACAACAGACAGGCUCCGGGCAGAGUGGGUAGCUGUACGGCCAUCUGAUCAUCAGGUGGUCUGGGACACAGCAGUUGUAGAUGACUAUCUGCAGCAGGUGGAUGAAUUUCUUGAGCAGCUGCUUCUUGUGGUUCAUCUCACUGGGGGCCAGCCUGCGCGGGCCACAGAGCUGCUCAGCAUACGGCACAGUAACACAGUCUGCGGCCGCCACCGCAGCAUUUUUAUUGAACAUGGGCUGGUGAGCAUGGUGACAACCUAUCACAAAGGAUACAGCAUGACCAACUCCACAAAGAUCAUCCACCGCUAUCUGCCAGCAGAGACCAAGCUCAAUGUAAUCCCUUGGCGGCAUGCCGCCAUUGCCAUCUCGCGUAUGCACCUGUCCUGUGGAGGGUUCAAGCGGGAAUAUGAGGCAGAUGAUGCGGCAGUAGACCAGCAGGCAGGCCAUGGAUCCUGGGCUGCAGGUACAGUAUAUGCGCGGGGGCUGCAGGAGGCACCAGGCCACAUUGAGGAACGGCGUGUGUGGUACCAGGCUGUCAGCCGGGAGUGGCAUGAAUUCCUGGGGUUUAACCCAGGGGUGCGAAAGCGGGCACGGAACAUGGAAAAGAGCGUUAGCAGAAAAGCUCAAAAACAGCAGCCAUCAUAUGUAACAGUAGAAAUAGAUGAUAACAUAGAGCUAUAA
This is a messenger RNA of Histoplasma mississippiense, 987 nucleotides long. RefSeq lists its product with no specific name. Bases 1 to 987 code for a protein of 328 amino acids. NCBI's taxonomy places the organism in Eukaryota, Fungi, Ascomycota, Eurotiomycetes, Onygenales, Ajellomycetaceae. The record is from RefSeq and is a predicted model, not a curated record. The transcript has 3 exons.